Molecule: messenger RNA, 3253 nt
Organism: Scatophagus argus
Lineage: Eukaryota; Metazoa; Chordata; Actinopteri; Scatophagidae
Gene: ikbkg
Product: inhibitor of nuclear factor kappa B kinase regulatory subunit gamma
Exons: 16
Coding region: 384-2237 (617 amino acids)
Biological process (GO): positive regulation of canonical NF-kappaB signal transduction
Cellular component (GO): cytoplasm; nucleus; IkappaB kinase complex
Molecular function (GO): K63-linked polyubiquitin modification-dependent protein binding
Source: RefSeq, a predicted model, not a curated record
UGACUGAGAGGCUAAUCAUAGGGUAAACGAAUCUUUGCGUUUCCUGAGCUAACAACACUCGCCUCCUCUGACAGAUAACCUCAACACAUCUGAAACGCGAAGUGUAUGAGGAUAAUGCUUCAAAAUUAGGCAAAAUGGCUUCCAGAAGAUAUACAGUUCGUUCAUAAAGGUCGUUGUUUAUGUCAGUCAACCGGUACCUUAGAUUACCUAGCAACUGGUUUGCCAAAUUAUCCUAGGUAGCUCAAAAGCUAAAUCCUUAGCUAUCUAGCAUUAGCCCGCUUUCUAACGUUGGCUAAGAAGCUAAGGUUACUAACGGGUUGUAUGUGGGUGACAGCUCGGCUGCCUGUUAUUUCGGACACCAAAACUGACAAAGAAGAAAGGGGAUGGUGCAGCCCCAACCCGAUGGCCCAAUGCAGUGGGACAUGUCAGGAGAGGAGAGUGGAGGAACCCUCAGGGUCCCACCAGAGCUGGCUGCCAAUGAAGUAGUGACCAGGUUGCUGAGUGACAACCAGCAGCUUAGAGAGGCCUUGCGGCGGAGCAACCUAGCCUUGCGUCAACGCUGUGAGGAGAUGGAGGGAUGGCAGCGGAGAACAAGAGAGGAAAGAGAAUUUCUCAGCUGUCGUUUCCAGGAAGCCAGAGCCCUGGUGGAGCGAUUGGCCCAGGAGAACCACUCCUUACAGAGCCUGGUUAAUGGACCAGCUUCGUCCUCUAACCACUGCUGCAGUUCCAGCCAGACUGAAGACCUGCAGGGGCGUCCAGCGAGGAAUGGACCACUGGAUGGACCUCAGACUCUAGAUCAGCGGGAAAGGAAGAAAGUUGAAGAGAUGGAUCAACACACACAGACCACACCACCUCCUCGCAGUCUGGAUGAUGCAAGUAUGUCUAGCUCCUUGAGUAGCACCCUCCCCUCUCCCCCCACCUCACUUUCAGAGGUAGUGGGGGAGAUAAUGGGCAGGGAGAAUGGCCAGCCUGUGGAAGGUGCAAAUGAGUUCCUGCAGUUGUUGAAAAGCCACAAAGAAAAACUGGAGGAAGGAAUGAGAGAGCUGAGGAGGAAGAAUGAAGAGCUGGAGAAAGAGAGGGAGGAGGGGGAGACAGAGAGAGAGCAAAUGCAGCGUUGCAUUGACCAACUACGUACCAAACUGGCCCAGGCACAGGCAAGCAAUGUUACUGAGGAGGCCGCUCAGCGUCGCUCUGAGGCACAGCACUCCUCUGACUGCUCUAGCCUGGCUAAACUCACAGAGCAGCUUCAGGCCACACAGGGCAGGUAUCGUGAGUUGGAGGAGAAGCUUGAUUACCUGCAGAAAAGUUCAGCUCAGCGGGACAGAACUGAAGCCCUCCUCAAACAGAAGGACAAAGACUGUGCCCAGCUGGCUAAGGACUGUGACACUCUCAAAGCUCAAGCAACUUCUCUAUUGGGAGAACUGAAUGAGAGGCAGAGCUGCCUGGAAAAAAGCGAGCACGAACGCAAAAUUUUGGAAGAUAAGCUGUGCAGUAAGACAAAAUCCCUGCAGACGGCAGAGCGGGAGCUGGAGCAGCAUAGGAAGCAGCAUCAUGUGGCCAUGGACAAGCUGCUGCUGCAGACCCAGAGCCUGGAGCAGGCCCUGAAGACAGAGAGACAUGUUGUCACAGAGGAGAAGAAGAAACUGACACAGCUGCAGCAUGCCUACACAUGUCUCUUUAGAGACUAUGAUUCUAAACUGAAGAGUGAGGGAGGAGACCUGUGCAGCCGACUAGAGGAGGCAGAGAGAGCACUGGCCCUCAAGCAAGACCUGAUUGAUAAACUGAAGGAGGAGGUGGAGCAACAGAAAGGCUCACUGGAGACAGUUCCUGUCCUUACUGCACAGGCUGAGAUCUACAAGGCAGAUUUCCUGGCAGAGCGAGAAGCAAGAGAGAAGCUAAACCAGAAGAAGGAGGAGUUGCAGGAGCAGCUGACUCAGGCCCUGUCUGAGAUUGACAGACUCAAACAGGAAGCCACAUCACGAGCACGUAUGGAGCAAAUGAAGCUGCGACACCAGGAAGACUUUCCGCCACGGGUUCCUCCACAAGGUGUGUUCCCCGGUGUAACAUUCAACACAGCACCACCUGCCCCCUCAUUCCGCAAUCAAGGCUUGGUACCAGUGGGUGAUCAAGGAGCAGCUGGAGCUGAAGAGCUGCCAGACUUACGUUGUCCUAAGUGCCAAUACCAGGCUCCGGAUAUGGACACGCUACAGAUACAUGUCAUGGUCUGCAUACAGUAAUAUGAGUAUAGUUUGACACGCCAUGACAGCCAUGCACACACACACACAUACAAAUAUAUAUACAGUAUAUUCAGUUCAGUGUGUCUGUUCCUAGCUCUGUGCACCUUACUUUUUGCCAUGCUAGGACACAUACUGAAUACAUACCAUGAAUUUUGGAAUCAAAACAAGUGGUAGAUCUUGUUGACAGUAACAAAAAAAAAAAAAGAAAAAGAAAACCAAGAGAACAAGCAUGGUGUUUUCCUAAAACUACUCCAAGGAUUCAAAUUCUGCUCUGGCUUUUUUGUUCUGCAGCUGAUCCUCUGAUUUAUUUUUUUUUCCUCAUCCUUUUUUAUCCUGGCACCUGCUCUUUUAUCUCCCCUCUUCCCCUCCCCAUUCCUUGCCUCUGCGAUGGCACUCUGACGCACAUGUCCAUCUGUAUUUGUACAUGAUCCCUGAUCUCUUGAUUCAGUCCCUCUUCUCUAAAGUGGCAUAGUAGUGACUGAGGAGGUAACUACAUACUGUGCAGUCUGUAUACUUUGACUGCAUAAUCCAUGUUAUACACACCCUAAAUCAAUGGGCCUAAGGUGAAAAAAAGUGAAAAUUCAAGGGACUACUUUAUCCCUCAAAUGGAAAACAUAUGACAAUGUGAAUAAUGUAGUGAACUUUAAUAAUAUAGAAUAUUCAGAUAUGUUUUGGUUAUAAAUGUUGCUGUCUGCAUUACCUCAAAACCUGUAUUAUGUAUUAGAGAUGGAUUUACUCCUACUGAAAAGAAAAAUGCCAUUCUGUGUGUUCUGUACCUGUAUACAUUUUUGACUGUAACACUGCUUUAUCUCUGAUGCUAGCCUGACCCUUAACCGAUAGCCCAGUUUGUGUUCAUCAUUUUGUCUUAUCUUUACCUGUGGCACCAUAUUUGAAGGUAAGCACAUUGAGGGUCCUUCACAAUUUGUGUGACUAUUAUCUGUAAUUAUAGAUCAUUUGGUGCGCAGAGUAAUGUUUCAAACUGUUGAAGAUUUAUGAAAUAAAUCAGUUAUUCAUUA